CUCUGCUUCUUGUGUCUGUACCAUUUUGUAUUCUCAUCUCCCUCCCUAUACUCUGUCUCUCUCUCUCUCUCUCUCUCUCUCCUUCUGUGCAAUCUUUUUUUAAACCCUAAAUUCGAUCUUCAUGGGAGAAUCCAUUCCUCCUCGCCCCAUAUCCGUUCAUCAAGUUCUUGGUGGCGGCGCAGUGGCUGAUUUGCUGUUAUGGAAGAAAUGGUUUGCGAGCGUUACGGUUCUUUUGACUGCGACUACUAUGUGGAUGCUGUUUGAGCGAGCUGGUUAUAAUCUCUUGUCUUUUGUAGCCAAUGUGUUGUUCCUUCUUGUUGCCAUUCUAUUCAUAUGGGCCAAAUCUGCCACCCUUCUCAACAGGCCUCUCCCUCCCCUGCCUGACCUAGAAAUUUCUGAGGAGACUAUUGUCAAAGCUGCUGAUGCGCUUCAAGUGUAUGCCAAUCAUGCAUUGUCAAUUGCUCGUUUGAUUGCGAUUGAUAGAAAUUUGAAAUUAUUCCUUCAGGUCGCGAUUGGUUUGUGGGUAGCAUCAUUUAUUGGUAGUCUCUGCAAUUUUCUCACUCUUGUCUAUAUUGGUGUUCUCCUUAGCUUUUCAGUUCCUGUACUUUAUGACAAAUACCAGCAUCACAUUGAUGAAAAGUUGUCUGUAACACACAGAAUUAUUCAAACACAGUAUAGGAAAAUCGAUGAUAGCCUCCUAAAGAAGAUUCCACUACCAUCAGGCAAGGAAAAGAAGUUUCAGUAGGGUUCCAAGUAGUUCAGCAAAGUGUGGCUAGGGGUGUGCAGAUUGGUUGUCAACAUAGAAUAUGAUCAGGUUCAAUUCUACUCAGGUUCUCAUUAGUAGCACUAUCAAACAUCAAAUCCCAGUAAUAUUUGGGUGCAGGAACUGACCUAACUAUCUACAACAAGUGAAUGGGAGAGAAUGUUCAAUUUUUAUUGUUUCUCUGGGUUGCCUUCUUUUGUUGUGAUUUUCUCGUCACCAAGUAUUUUUGAUCCGUUAUACCAAAAAAUACUACUAAUUGAUGCCUCAAGUUCGUGUUCCUUACUGCUUGCUGUAGAAAACAAUGAUAUUAAUAACGGAGUGAAUGAAUGAGUGGUAGAGAGACUGAGAAAUUAAUUAGUUGGAAUUUCUGUCUAAGUUCCAAUUGACUAAAAUGGAGCAUGUUAUGCACAUUCACUUACUGAAAAUUAUCUUUUUCUUUUUGCUGUGAUA
Manihot esculenta (cassava) is the source of this 1213-nucleotide messenger RNA. RefSeq names its product reticulon-like protein B11. The transcript is spliced from 6 exons. The coding region runs from base 122 to 745 and encodes 207 amino acids. Lineage: Eukaryota; Viridiplantae; Streptophyta; Magnoliopsida; Malpighiales; Euphorbiaceae. The record is from RefSeq and is a predicted model, not a curated record.